GUUAGUUCGGUUAGGGCUCUGCAAACUCCCACCGUUUAUUUCCCGCGUCUCUCUAACUGAAGCUUCAAACAAGAAGAAGAUGAUGACGGUGACCAACAGCGGCAUCCAAUACGCCGUUCAGAUCAUCACCAAACACUUCGGCAACCUCGUCGCUAAAGUUUGCGAAACCCUUCUGAAAUCCGGACCGUUAAACCUGGGCGCUCUGAUCCGAUCGACGGCGCUCACUCCCCAGCAAGUCAAGAACUCUCUCCUGAUUCUGGUCCAGCACAAUUGCGUCCAGCCCUUUACCCAAGAGUCCAAGGCUGGGCUUAAAGUUCAGUACAUUGCGGUGUACGAUAACAUACUCCAUCGACUUAGGUUUGCGAAAUUUCUGGCGGUUGUGGCCCAGGAGCUUGAUGAUGAUUGCAAACAACUUCUUGCUGGUUUACUUGAGCAUGGUAGACUUACACAGCAACAAUUAAUGGACAGAGCCAAUCAGAAAUCCAAAUCAAAUAGCAGUCAAGUUCAGAAUGCUGCUCAAGAUAACUUUGUUAGACUUGUGACUGCUCGUUUUGUUGAACGCUGCCCGGCCCCUGAACCACUUCUUGAAGAAGCACCUGAACAAGAAGGUCCGAAGAAGCCACGCUCUAAAUCUGCUAAGAUGGCACAAGUAUCAGAGACCAUAGAACAACGUGUUCUAGCAGCAGCAAGGCCUAUGGAAGCAAUAAGAUUUUUAAUUACGACAGAUCCAGAAACUGAUGAUCCAUCGCAAAAAAGUGAGAAUAAUUCCUCUAGUAUGAGUGUUGGGGAGAAGCGCAAGUUUGAUGAUUUGGAUAUUGGUGAAGAACAUGGGUCCAAUGAUAAGGAAGUGGUUCUUUGGCGUGCUAAUUUUGAGCAGUUCAUUCGUUGUCUAAGGCAUAAGGCUUGUGUUGAGAAUGUUAGAGCACGACAUGAUGAUCGAGCUGCAGUUGUGUUAAGAGCUGUGCUGAAGGCAACUAGAAUGCAGGAGACCAAAGUGAAAACAGAUUAUUCAGUUCCUUUAAAGAUGGAUGCCAUUUAUACUGAGGUAAUAGAUAGUGCAGCCGGCCGUAGUUUGACCAAGGGUUCUGUCAAAGCUUCCCUCCGCUUGUUGUGCGGUGCACCUCCUGUAAGAGGAGGAUAUGAGGGUGAGGGUGAGGGUGAGGGGGAGGAUGAGGAUGUGCCAUAUAGCGUUGACUUGAAGAAAAUUAUAGAACUGCUUCAGAAUGAUGAGGCGGAGUCGAUUGUGAUGAAAAGAUAUGGAAAUGAUGCUUAUAGAAUAUUUAGGUUACUGACAGGCCAGUCAAACGCUGGUCGGUUUUUUGAGACAGAUAAGAUAUCAGUAGAUGCCCUUGUUGACAAAAAGGAAACACCUAAGAUUCUCUAUAAGCUCUGGAAGGAUGACUACGUUCAUAUGGAGAAAUUAUCAUUGACAACAGCUAAACAGUCACAAGUCAUGGUGUGGAAAGUGCACAAGUCCAUUGUUUGGGAACAUGUUUCAGAUGAGAUGUACCAUGCGGCGUACAAUUUGGUUAAGCGAUAUGAUCAUGAGAGGGAAGAGAAUAAGGAGGUUACAAAUACCCCGAAGGAGAAACGCGUCGGUGAAUUAGAGAAAAAAGCCAACCGGUUUCUAGGUGUCAGGAAAAUCAUGGCAUUAUCCCUCGUGAAGCUUGAUGAUGCUCUCAUGCUCUUCCAUGACUUCUGAUUCAGGAAUUAUGACCGCAAUAUUAUUGCCACUUCUUCAUGUAAACAGAGGGCAUAUUAAUUUCCUUAUUGACAAGAUCGUUUCGCAAUCAAUAUAUUAAUCUCAUUUGUUUUCUCAA
Molecule: messenger RNA, 1820 nt
Organism: Rosa rugosa (rugosa rose)
Lineage: Eukaryota; Viridiplantae; Streptophyta; Magnoliopsida; Rosales; Rosaceae
Exons: 14
Coding region: 80-1702 (540 amino acids)
Biological process (GO): DNA-templated transcription
Cellular component (GO): RNA polymerase III complex
Molecular function (GO): single-stranded DNA binding
Source: RefSeq, a predicted model, not a curated record